GGGGCUCGGCGGCUCGCCCUUAUCCGCAAGUUCAUCGCUCGGUGAUUGUUGUGCAUCCAUGGCGGCAAUUUUCUCUCCUGCGUCUCACAUGCGUUCCAUUUGCUUCGCUGCUAGUACUCCCAAGCCUUGCUGUUCAUAUCCAGAUUUUGUUAACGUGAGUCCUUGGCGUGCCUCGGCAAGUUAUGUCAAAGUUCAUGUCGCGGCGAGAGGGUAUCGUGCGAGUCGGUUGGCGUAUAAGCAGCCAUUGAAGAAGAGAAUAGGUGUGCUUAGAUGCGCAACUAUUGAAGAAAUAGAAGCUGAGAAGUCCAUGAUUGAGGAAGACGCUAAAGAAAGAAUGGAGAAGACUAUUGAUAAUUUGAGGUCCAGUUUCAGCUCAAUCAGAACGGGAAGAGCAAAUCCAGCAAUACUAGAUAAAGUGGAGGUGGAGUAUUAUGGAACACCAGUCCUCUUGAAAACUAUAGCUCAGAUCAGUACCCCUGAUUCCAGUUCUCUGUUGGUGCAGCCCUAUGACAAGUCGAGUCUGAAGGCUAUAGAGAAAGCGAUUGUUGGAUCUGAGCUUGGUUUGACUCCUAACAAUGAUGGAGACGUAAUCAGAUUGAAGCUUCCACAAUUGACAUCCGAAAGGAGAAAGGAAUUGUCAAAGAUUGUGGCCAAGCAGGCUGAGGAAGGAAAGGUUGCUGUAAGGAAUAUUAGAAGGGAUGCCAUUAAAUCUUAUGAAAAGCUUGAGAAGGAGAAAAAACUCUCGGAGGACAAUGUCAAGGACCUGUCAAGUGACUUGCAGAAAGUAACUGAUGAAUACAUGAAGAAAAUCGAUUCGAUCUACAAACAAAAAGAGAAGGAGCUGCUGACAGUUUGAUAAGGAGAUUUAAGUUUAUGGUCCUCGUUUGUCAGAGGGGCAUGAAGCAAAAUUUUUAGAGCCACAAUGUUGAAGAUUCCAUUCAGAUUCACCUACCCUGCACCCUUAACACAUGUCCGAGUGCUGAGAUUGUGGCACGUGCUACAAUCUAACAUAAAAAAAUAUAUAUUUUUUUUUAAUUUUUUUUUUAAAUAUCUAUUUUACCCUCACUCCAAUAUCCCAUUACAUUUUUUCUCACUGUUAUUCCGGCCACCGCUGCUGCCAGCUUCCGGCACUUCCUGCCGUUCGCGAUU
Andrographis paniculata is the source of this 1149-nucleotide messenger RNA. Its product is annotated as ribosome-recycling factor, chloroplastic. Gene Ontology annotation, biological process: plastid translation. Bases 59 to 856 code for a protein of 265 amino acids. Lineage: Eukaryota; Viridiplantae; Streptophyta; Magnoliopsida; Lamiales; Acanthaceae. The transcript has 13 exons. Gene Ontology annotation, cellular component: chloroplast. The record is from RefSeq and is a predicted model, not a curated record. Gene Ontology annotation, molecular function: ribosomal large subunit binding.